Molecule: messenger RNA, 3324 nt
Organism: Tetrahymena thermophila SB210
Lineage: Eukaryota; Ciliophora; Oligohymenophorea; Hymenostomatida; Tetrahymenidae
Product: cyclic nucleotide-binding domain protein
Exons: 3
Source: RefSeq, a predicted model, not a curated record
UAUUUCUAAUAGUAAACUUAAAGCUAUUUUAGCUACAAUAAUUUCAACUAAACGAUCUAAGCUUAAGCAAGAUCACAAAUUUAUUUAUAUAAUUUAUUAUUUAUUGCAGUCCUUGCCAUGUCAUAAAGACACCGUAACGACGCAACGGAAAGAAUAAAAUCAGAUAAUGAUUUUAUUGAGUAUUCUUAAUGCUAGGAAUAUUUUGCUUCAAAGCAUCCUGAAGAAAUUGUCAAAGACGUAAGAGGUAUCUUGAAAAAGCCGAUCUUAAAUAGAACAUAAGAAGAUAUUCAUUUCUUAUAUUUUUACUUCCAAAAGUUAGAAUUUUUUAAUGAAAUUCUUGAAACAUAUGAUAAAUGGACUGUUUUAUCAUGCUUGAAACUGCUUAGUUUAGUUUCAUUUAUGCCUAACUAAAUUAUUUUUUAAAGAGACGAAAUACCUAAACAUUUUUGGGUUUUAUUGAGCGGAGAUGCUGUGGUUACAGAUAAAUCUAGUUUAAUAGAUAGAGAAAGAGUGUUUAAAGUUGGAGAAUCAGCGGGUAACUUUGAAGAUCAAAUGAUGUAGUUUACUCUUAAGGCUGUACUUAAAUGUGAAUUUGCUGUCUUAAAAAAAGACUAAUAUGAAUUCAUAGUUUAAAAAAGGGAUGAAAAUGAAUUUAAGAGAGUUCUUAAACUACUGAAAAAUACUGCUAUGUUUGAAGAUUUUUAAAUAGUUAUUUUAAAAAAAAAUAUAAAUUGCUUUGAAAAAAAGAUUUAUAAUUAUAAUAGUAUUGUUUAUGAUGAAAACUAGCCAAUUGAUGGGAUUUAUAUUAUAGAUAGUGGCUAGUUCAGUGUGAUGAAAAGCAAGAUCAUUGAUAAAAAUAAGCAAGGAAAAGAUUAAGAAUUAGCUAGCAAUAAAGUAUUUGUUAGGGUUAGUAUUUUGUAACAAUAGAGCUAAGUCUUUGGUUAGGAAGAAAUAUUUAGAGCCAAGUAAACUAGGAAAAAUAGAGUAAUAUGCUCUUAAAAUAAUUCUAAGGCUUUUUUUUUAAGCUUUGAGAAUUACAUGAAUAUCUUUAAAUCAACAUCAGAUAAAACUAUUGACAAUCUCAUCAAGAAAGAAAAGUUUAGUUAAUAGAUGAGAGAUGGUAUUAUUUAGAGGAGAUCAAAUCUUGACUAAUAAUAUAAAAAUUUUCUUUACUAAUCGUCUCUAGCUGCUUCAUCGUAAAAUCAAUCAACUGGAUUAAAGCACUAUGAUUCUCAAUCUAUUGCAGAAUUAUAAUAACUUUAAGUUCCUUCCACAAAAAAGGCAUAUUAUUUACCAUCAAUUAAUCAAUUUCCAGAAAAGAGAAGUCCUAGUAUUAGCCCAGAAAAAAAUGAGCUUUUAUAAGAGUACGUCCUUAAUCUGAAAGACUCUUAAAAAAUGAAUAAAAAUGAUAAAUAAUAAUAAUAUACUGAAUCAACAAAUAAAAAGUUGAACUUUAAUAGCUAACAUAUAAAAGUUUAAAAUUAAAGCAAUAUUCCUCAGAAUUUAUAAUAGUCCAACAAUAAUAAUUCUCCAAAAGAAAUUAUUAACAAUUAAUCUAAGCUUACAAAAAAGGAAGAUUAAGUUCAAGUAAAUAGCAAUAAUAGCAAUUUUAAAAUAUUAGAAAACGAAUAAAUCGAUAAGCAAUCUACAAACAAAUAAAUAUUUCUGAAGCAGCAAUAAAAUAUAAGUGGGAAGACUGAUAAUAAAUAGUAAAACUAAGAAGAAAGUAAUUGCUUUUUUAUAGAGGAAAAUGAAAUUCUGGAAAUUUAUCAAAAAUAAAAAAUGGAAAAUAUUCAGCAAAUAUUAGAAAAAAAUAAAUAUCUCUGUUAAAAUGCUAACUUUUUAAAAGAUGAAGAUGUUUUUUAAGAGCUUUAAAGAAAUAAAUCUAAUAAUUAUACAUUAAACACAAUUUUCAAUAGAAAUCGCUCAAUUAGCUCUAAAAGACAAUCUAUUUUUGAUAAGAAUGAAGGAAAAACUCCUUAGUCUGCCAGUAAUAGAAAAAAGAAUUUAUACGAUGUUGAUUCUGAGGGCAUAGAUAAGCAGUAUAUUUAACGAUCAUCUAAAAUUUAAAAAAUUCCGCUGUCUUCUUUCAGGCUUAAAGAUUCAAGUAACAGUACUAAUAAUAGUGCAAUUAUAGAAACUAAAAGAUAAGAAUAAGAAGAAGAUAGUCCUCUACUUUAACAGAAAUCCUUUUUACUAACACUACCAAACAUAGAACAACAAAAUUCAAUUAUAAAUAAAGAUUAAAAUAUCUAAAUUUAAAUUGAUAAUUAAGAAGAACCAAAAAUAAAUGAUUUUAUUAACUAAGAAUAAUCACAGAAUAAAAGUAAAACCACAAAUCAAGAUAGAAGAAGAAGCUUGAGAUAGUAACUAGCCUAAGACCAAAUAAUAAAGAGAUAAUAAAACCAAAGUUUUCAUAAUAUUUAUGACUCCUCUGAAAACAGAAACAAUCAUCUUAGUUAUAAAUAGUAACUCUCCAGAUUAAACAAAAGUGAAGAAGUUAUACUUAACUAGCCAAAUAUUAAUUAAAUAAAAGAAUAAACAAAACAAAAUUUACUUAAAAACUUUGGUUUAGUUGAUUAAAGAUAUGCAUUAGCAUAAUUUAAAGAUCCAAAUUACGUGGGUAAAGCUAGCAGAUAAGUUAGCAUAACUUAAAUUUAUGAAGAUGUCUCACCUGAAAAAAUUAAAAACUUAAAUAUAGACUCUUUAGAGUUCUAGUUGUCUAAUUAGAGUGAGUUAAUGAGAUAAGCUGAACAUGAAAUUUAAUAUGCCAUUAAUGGGCCUAAAGUCAAAUUAGUUGAAAAUUAUAUUCAUAAAUACAUUAAAAGAAGCAAUAAAAGAAAAAUAAAAGAAGGCUAUGAAAUACCUAACUUGCUAGAGACACUCAAAAAAGAUAGUUCUAUUGUUAUGAGCAACUCUGUAGAAAUUCUCAACGAAUAAAUUUCUAAUACAAUAGCUAAUUCUAAUGUUAAUUUUCCAGAUUAGAUAAUUCUGCCAUAACUAAAUUAUAACAAUUCAAAUUUUAAGUAACUUAUGCUAGUAGUGUAACCUCAAAAUUCCAUCAAUAAGCAAUUCUUAAGAAAAAGCAGAAAAAAAAUAAAAGAAAAGCUACAAAAAGCAAUAGAAGAUAAGAUAUUGGAGGAUCCUUAUUUAAUAAAAAAAUCAGCUUCACCUGCAUAAAACAAUUAAAAAAAUAGUAACAAUAAUAGAUCUAAAAUUCAAAUAUUGUAAAAUCCUUUAAAUUCACCUAAAAGUGUAAAAACAACAGCUAAAUUGCAUAAAGUAAUUCUAGGAAUUGACAAUUUUGACAUUUUGAAAGAUUGA